Arxiozyma heterogenica is the source of this 1923-nucleotide messenger RNA. RefSeq names its product Pxl1p (gene PXL1). Lineage: Eukaryota; Fungi; Ascomycota; Saccharomycetes; Saccharomycetales; Saccharomycetaceae. The transcript has a single exon. The record is from RefSeq and is a predicted model, not a curated record. The coding region runs from base 1 to 1923 and encodes 640 amino acids.
AUGUAUAAUGGAAUGUAUGGGUCGCCUUUUCCCAAACUGAAUCCACGGGUCCCCUAUAAAACAGCAUUGGAGAGAGCCGGUUUCGAGGUCAAUAAAGGCGGGAGUACUAAUCAAAAUAUACAUUCAAAUGAUCAUAGUGGUCAUUCUAGGGAUUAUGGUACUGGUAUCCAAUGUGAUAUGGCUAUGGGGAACAAGGCAAGUAAUGCAGAUUGCUUGAAUGCAAAUCCACGUAUUGGUAAUAUGAUCAAUACUAAUGUUAUUUAUAAUAAAAAUAAUGAUAAUAAUAAUGCAAAAACACAUGUUAAGCCAAUUGAACCCAAUGUCCAAAUCCAAAUCACAGCUCCUUCAGAGACAUCUACUGUUGUAACUUCACAUGAUUCAAAGAUACGAUCAAACAAUAAUAAUUAUAAUAAUAAAGAUUCCUCUACUAGUCUGUUUGAUUUUGAGCAAGCAAAAAAGACUGACGUAGAAAUGAAUCCAAUAGAGAAAAGUUUUCAUAUGUUGACUCAAAGAGAUUCAGACCAUGAAUCAAAUGCUAUGCAUAAUAGAGAUAAUGAUGAGAAUGACAAAAUCGAAGAUAAUCUUGACAAUGAUGAAAAUUUGAAAUAUCGUGAAUCAAAGGCUAAAAGUGUAGAUUUUAAACCGAAUGAUAUCCUUCAUAUAUCUAUGCAUUCAGAUGAUGAAACUAUACCGUUGAAGUGGAAUAGUGAUAAUAACAUAGAUAGAUACGAGAGCCAUACAGAUAUCAAUGUCGGUAAUCAUAUAGACUCCACUGUACUAUCCAGCCCUAUUGAAUCACAAUCAAGCACAAACAUGAAUGUAGAACAAUUAAUUGCACAAUUAGAUGAUGUGUCAUUCUCAAGAAAUGCAAAAUUGAAUCCAUCAAUCUCCAUUAAUAAUGAUAAUAAUGGUUUCGGUAUUGGUGGUGAUAGUUUACUUAAUUCAGGAGAUGGGUUCAGAUUGAAAAAAUCUAGUGCAUAUCUUUCCGGAUUCCCCACUAAUAAACUUGGCACUAAAAAACCAUAUUUAAACACGGAUUCGUUAUAUAUGAAUGGUCCGUAUAUCAAUACCAUUUCUCCAACAUCCAAUGAUAUAUUGCCUCAAAAUAUCAAUUUGAACACAGGUACUGAAACCAAUGACAAAGAGAACUUCAAUGUAUUUGAGAAAAAUAUGGAUAGAAACGUAUAUAAAAGUGACACUAAUAAAAACAACUACAAUGAUUCAAGUUCAAUAGUUGGAACAACACCAACGUUUUAUAAAUUCAAACAAAAUAUUAAUUCAAGUUUUUAUUCUUCAUCUGCUUCAUUAUUAUCGCCUAGGGAGGAUCAACCAACUUCAACACCAAGCAACGCUAGUGCUUGUGGUAGUGGUAAGGAUAAUAUUGGCUCAUUGGUUAUAUCUGGAAAUAGAACUAAGUAUCCACCUGGAGAGGGUCCAUGUAGAACAUGUGGGUUAGAGAUUGUAACAAAGGGUGUUUAUGCAAAGAAACCAGGUGAAUUAUCUGGUCAAUGGCAUAAAAAAUGUUUUAAAUGUACGGAUUGUGAAAUCAUUUUCAAUAAAUUGAUACCAUGUUAUAUACUAAAUGAUAUGCCAUAUUGUCAAAGACAUUACCAUGAGAGUAAUAAUAGUAUUUGUAAAUCAUGUAAUGGGUUUAUUGAGGGCGAAUGUUUGGAGAACGAUAAGAAAGAAAGGUACCAUGUAAAUUGUUUAAAAUGUUUCUUAUGUAAGAGGGCAAUCACACAGGAUUAUUUCAUAUUUAACGAUAAAAUCCCGUUAUGUGGUAAUCAUGAUAUGGAUUCUUUGAUUUCGAACGGAUUAACUUUAUCAAACGAUAAUGAUAAAUCUGAGCUGCAAUUAACCCAAAAGGAAAACACAGUACGGAAGAGAAGAACAAGAUUAAUUAAUUUCCAGGAACAAUUAUAA